AAGAUGUCUUUUGCUGAAAUGAUAGCAAGCGCCGAGAGACUUUCGAAAAAUUUAGAACGUAAAAUAACAAAGCCUGUAGUAAAAAAGGAAAGCAAAAUGAAUGUCAAUGACAAACAAAUAAAAAAAGUGCCGAUGAUGAUGCGUGCUGCAACAGUACCACAUCGUAGUGUAUUUGAAGUAACAAAAACGAGAUUAUCGGUUCCCUUGACUCCAAAACCUGCACGACUGCUACAUCAAUGUAUCCGUGAAGAGAACCUUAAUACCAGUUAUAUUAUGCCGUUUAAUAAGAAAGACGUUGCUGUGCAAACAAUGCCACAAAACGAUACAAUUGAUAUGCAAAAGACGAACGAAUCGAAUAGGUGCGAUCACAACACCAUUGACUUUACCGCGAUAAAAGUCUCAUCAUUCCAGCAACAAUCAGUCGAUAUGGGUUGGGCCGAGGAAAAAACACUAAGCAAUGAAGUCCCAUUUAAAUACAUUGUCAAGAAAUUCGACAAGUUUCUCAGAAAAAAUAUGAAAGCUACGAACCUAUUGAAAGAAAAUAGGGACAAAUUAUCAGCCCAGAGGAUCGUAGCCACUGCGACUCACCACAACCGUUGGAAACACUUCAUGUACUUCUCUUCAUUUACAAUCGGAGUCAUCACUACAUAUGUGAUGAACUACGCUUGGCACUGUUUCCUAUGUAUAGAAAAUUCACCGCUUUUAUUAAAAUAA
This is a messenger RNA of Rhopalosiphum maidis (corn leaf aphid), 714 nucleotides long. RefSeq lists its product as uncharacterized. The record is from RefSeq and is a predicted model, not a curated record. The transcript has 4 exons. Bases 4 to 714 code for a protein of 236 amino acids. NCBI's taxonomy places the organism in Eukaryota, Metazoa, Arthropoda, Insecta, Hemiptera, Aphididae.